GCCAGACACCGAGCAAGAGGCAGAGGCAGGAGCGCAGCUGAGGCUGGCAGAGGCGGUGGGGAAUUGAGUCCCAGAGAGAAGGCAAGGGGGCUGCGAGCAGGGGCUGGGCUCUCAGCACCCAGCCGCUCCAGGAGGCGCUCGCCCCGAGAAGGAAGCUGGCAGGCAGGCAGGCCUUGGCCAGAGCUCCUUAAGUCUCAGAGGGGCAUUCCCUGGGAAGACGGCCCUGGGCGCACCCUGCCACCAGCAGCUGCCUGGAAGAGACCUGAAGGGGGCGACACCCUGCUCGUGCAGUUGAAAAAAACCCAAAAUCUGCAAGGACCACUGUGGGGGAAAGUUUGCUACAUCUUCUCAACGUGAUCCUAUUGGGAACGAGCCUCUUGUGCCUAAAGAAAGACUUUUAAGAGUAGCCCAGAAGCCAGGUGGCUUAGACAACAAGCCGCUCUUCCUGAAAGGAAAUUGCAAGGCGCAAUGACUGAGAACUCUGCCACGGCGCCUGCUGCCAAGCCCAAGCGGGCCAAGGCGGUCAAGAAGUCGACGGACCACCCCAAGUACUCUGACAUGAUUGUGGCCGCCAUCCAGGCCGAAAAGAGCCGGGCCGGUUCCUCUCGUCAGUCGAUCCAGAAGUACAUCAAGAGUCACUACAAGGUGGGCGAGAAUGCGGACUCCCAAAUCAAGUUGGCCAUCAAGAGGUUGGUGACUACAGGUGUCCUCAAGCAGACGAAAGGGGUCGGUGCCUCAGGCUCCUUCCGCCUGGCCAAAGGGGACGAACCCAAGAAAGCUCCGGUCAAGAAGGCCAAGAAGGAAGUCAAGAAGGCUACAACACCCAAGAAAGCAGCUAAGCCCAAGAAGGCUGCUGCCAAGUCGCCAGCCAAGAAGCCCAAGCCUGCAGCGAAGAAAGCCAAAAAGAAGCCCGCACCUGCUCCCAAGAAAGCCAAGAAGCCAAAGACUGUCAAGGCUAAGCCAGUGAAGGCGUCAAAGCCUAAAAAGGCAAAAGCAUCAAAACCCAAAGCAAAGUCCAGUGCAAGGAAGUCGGCCAAGAAAAAGUAAAGUGCAAGCUUUGGACCUUCUUUCUUGGACAUUCUUCCUGACUUCUACUCUGUAAAUAGAUUUCUCCUUUAUUCUCUACUCCUUUCUAUUGCAGCUUUAUAAAAGACUGAACUAUUUCCCCCUAUAGUAGUUUAAACCAAUUACUUAAAACAUCCAUCAAUACGGAAAGCUCAAUUUUUUGUUUUGGAUUCCCCCCUCCCCUGAUUGUAAUUUUAAAGAUAUUUUUAUGUGCUCAUCUUUCCUCCCUCUUAAAGGUAUGCAAUACUUGUUUGUCUUUUAAGCAUGAGGGAAGAAAGUCUGAUAGGGGUAUUCUGAAUAUUCCUACUUGCUUGGAGAAGAUUUUAGGAAAAAUAAAGACCUUCCUUAGCAGAGGCCCCUAAAACGCUGGGUUUGAGAAACAUAACCAUAGUGGAAGCUGUCAGCUACCUGCAACGGAGUCCUGUAACUUGCUUUUUAAAAAAGAAAAAAAUGACUUCAGAUUUUUUCAAGGAUGGUUAUGAUUCUGCUGUAGCUAAAUGCAAGUAGGAUUUUGUGUUUUAGCCCUGGUGAGGGCUGGAUAGGAGACUGAUCAGCUUUCCACUGACUUCGUUCUUUCAAAGAACUGUGUGCUGUUAUUUGCGGGGAGAGGGAUUUAAAUGGGAUCAAUGAAAAAUUCUGCCAAUAUUUGGAAUCCCCUGUUUAAAAUAUGUACAGAUUGACUGCACUGAUGUGGAGAGAGUGAAGAUUUUAAUUUCUCUUCCAAAGAAAUUUAGGAAUAGGCGAGUGGGUGUUUUUUCUUGGAGUCUGACCACUAUCUUGGUUCUGGCAACUUCAAGGGAAGGUAUAAAUGAAAACUGUCCUUUAUUUACCGUCCAAAUACUUCCCAACCCUACAGUGCCUGCCUCCUAAUCCACAGCUUACAUUCCCCCUUCCAAAGCAAUCUUUACUUUUUCAAUUGUGGGUCUUGAACCAGCGAGGGAGGGUGAAUGAAUGUAGAGGGGUGAUGGACAUGUAGCCAAUAUUGAACCUACUGAGGUAGCUUUAUGAAGCUGUGCAUUAUGAUUGCUUAGGUUUGGGGUGCUUUUUUCCCAUGGGGAAUGGAAAGAAUAAUUUUUCAGUCCUCCAGUUAUAUAUAUAUAUAUAUAUAAAAUUAAGUAUGCUUGUUGUUUAAACAAAGUAAAAUUCUCAUAGGAUUGAUACCUGAUUGUCCAUUUUAUUUUGUAUGUGUCAUUUUGUGCAAGAAGGAUUUAGCUGUCUUUGUAAUUUUAGGGUUUAAAAUAAAAUUGAAACAACGUA
Elgaria multicarinata webbii is the source of this 2322-nucleotide messenger RNA. Its product is annotated as histone H1.0. Bases 469 to 1047 code for a protein of 192 amino acids. Lineage: Eukaryota; Metazoa; Chordata; Lepidosauria; Squamata; Anguidae. Gene Ontology annotation, molecular function: nucleosomal DNA binding; structural constituent of chromatin; double-stranded DNA binding. The record is from RefSeq and is a predicted model, not a curated record. Gene Ontology annotation, cellular component: nucleus; nucleosome. The transcript has a single exon. Gene Ontology annotation, biological process: negative regulation of DNA recombination; nucleosome assembly; chromosome condensation.